AUGCGCAGUAUUUUUAUCGUUUUUGUCAAUUCAUUAAAGAAGAAUAAAAUGAGGACUCUAGCAGUGUUGUGUCUGUUGGCGCUGGUCUACGGAGCUGUCGCCAAGAACAAGAAGGGAGAUGACCAUAAGGUGAAGAUUGCAGUGUACUACGAGUCCCUCUGCCCUGACAGCAAGAGGUUCAUCACCAGGCAGCUGGCACCGGUCUGGAGGGACUUCCGAGGAGUUGUGAAAGUCAAGAUGGUGCCAUACGGCAAGAGCACGCACGAUAAAGUGGACGGAAAAUGGCAGUUCCAAUGUCACCAUGGACCUGAUGAAUGCUACGGUAACAAGAUCCAGGCUUGUAUCCUGAAGGACCGCAGUCUCCAGGACACGGAGAAGAUGGAACUGGUCAUCUGCCUCAUGAACCAAGCCAGCCCCGACAAGUCUCUGGAUACGUGCCUCACUCAAAUCAACAAGGAGUCGGAAUCAGUGAAGUUGAAGCGUUGUGCGUCAUCCGACCAGGGAGACAACUUGCUGGCAGCUUACGGUGACAAGAGCGACUCUGUACAGCGCCCUCUAGGUUUUGUUCCCACCGUUGUUAUCAAUGAGAGAUUCGACCAAACAGUACAAGAUGAAGCCAUUGCCGACUUAAAAUCGGUCGUGUGUCGCGUCGCACCGAACAAACCUUCCAUCUGUUAA
This is a messenger RNA of Spodoptera littoralis (African cotton leafworm), 678 nucleotides long. Lineage: Eukaryota; Metazoa; Arthropoda; Insecta; Lepidoptera; Noctuidae. The record is from the annotation of a GenBank genome assembly.